Lactuca saligna is the source of this 1074-nucleotide messenger RNA. NCBI's taxonomy places the organism in Eukaryota, Viridiplantae, Streptophyta, Magnoliopsida, Asterales, Asteraceae. The record is from the annotation of a GenBank genome assembly.
AUGGGCUUAAAGUGGGAGGAAAUUUUGUGUGGAUCAACAUAUCAAUCCAAGAUAUUCAAUAUUAGUAGAAGACAUUACAUUACAUCAACUGUCUUUGAUAAAUUCGAGCAUUUCUUCCAUAUUUUGAUCCACGAGGGAUUCCAACCCCUUAAGGAGCUAUAUUACAAGACAUGGCUCCAUAGUGGACAGAGGGUUAUUAUUCAAGAAAAAAACCAGAAACAUGAUUUGCCGAUAGAAAAUGUAGUCACUGUUCAGGGGUUACCAUCUUCAGGAUAUUUAUUGGCCAAUGUUGAUAAUGGUGAAAGAUGUGAGCUUCAUCCAGAUGGAAAUAGGCUUGUUGAAGAGGAUAAUGCUGAGGAGCUCUCUGUGAAUGGCAUGACACUGAAGCCGAAGAGAAGCCGAAAAGAAGGAAGAACAAGGCUAAGAGAGUUAAGGACAAGAAGGUUGAUUGCAACAUUGGUUUGGGUUAAAAGGGUUAGAGAUGGCAAAGCUUUUAUCCACAAAAGUUGCACAACAACAAAUUAUAAGCCUGCACUCCGAUUGAAGAUCUUGUUCAAUCUCUACAACCUGUUAAAGAACCCUUACAGUCAAUUCUAUGUAUACAUGAAUGCCCUUAAAUUGGCAAUGAAUGGAAAGGUCAUAGAACAUAUCAUACCAUCUUUUAAAAAGAUAGACAGUUUCUUAAAAGAAUGGAAUCUUGGAGUUCAUGAUCAAAGAGGGAUUUUCUUGACAAUCUCUAAUAUCUUAAAGAAACACAAAAGAGAGGAACACAACUUGAAAGACUCCAAUGGCUAUCAGAGUAAUAAUGCCCCUGCCUAUGCUCAUAAUGUCCAUGUUUCUCUUCUGCCUCUUUUCCUAUUUACCUCUUAUUCACUCAAACAUUUCACACUAACUAGCAUUGAGAUUGGAGCUUGCAAUAUUAUGCCCAAAACACCUUGGGAUUUUCCAGCUUUAACAACUUUGCAUAUCAGGGGAAUUGUAUUGUGUGGAGGAAUGACGAUUGAAAAAGGAAAAAAAAUGGAUAAAUUAAACCCUAACAUAAUAUAUUGUGCAACUAAAUCAAACCUAACCUAA